AACAACACCAAGCGCUUAAAGUAGGACAAAAGUAGCGCACAUUCAUCUUGAGUACCAUUAAAGCCCAACAUGAGGCGCUAACGAAACUGACAAUGCAAGACGAUUUGUUGACGGAAGUUUGCGUUCAUAGAAGAAGAAAUAAGCAACGAUGGUGAGAGUUAAGUCAAGGUAUUUACUCUGUGAGAUAAACGUGACAGACAGAAGCAGUCUUUUGCUCUUGAAUGACAAAGCAAUCGCCGCGGCGGUCAAAGAAGUGGUGGCCCGCAUACACGGCGACUAUGGGGCUGCCAUGUGCUUCCUGAGAUUCUCUGUGAAAUACCUGAAUACUCAAACAGGAAUGGUAUUCCUGCGUUUCCCUAAAAUGAGCUACAAACUGCUGUGGUCAGCAUUACCUUUUAUCACCAGUAUUGAUACCCGUUGGAAGAAAAUACCAUGUUUUCUCAACUGUCUACAUGUUGGAGGAACAAUCAGAACGUGUCAGAAAUUUCUGAUACGUUACAACACACAGCAGCUCCAUCGAAUGCUCCCGAAUUGUCAAAAUGAAGAAGAAAAGGAAAAGAUUCGCAAAGCUAUUUUAAGUUGCUCCAUAAUACAAGGAGCAUUUGAAGAUGAACGUGAUGAUAAUGAAGAUGAACCAUAAACUGACGAUGUUGACCCCUCCAGCCUCCACCACCAAACCCCAAGUUUCAAUAAUUUCCAACCUAUUUGUGCCGUAUUUUUGUGAAAUAAAAUGGAAAAAAAAGCUGAUGUGCUUGAUGGAUGUUUGUUUAUUUUAUUCUUAGUAUCUUUUCAUAAAGCUCAACUCCAAAUUUGGUGAACCUGACCAAUACACCAAUAAUGAGAAGGAAAUUAGGUUAUUAUUAUUUUAUUUAUUAAUUAAUUUGACAGAUCUUGUUGUCAUUUUUCUUUGGAGAACAUUCUUUAAGAAUCUGAAGUGUUUGUGUACAUGGGAAUGUUUUGCGAGCCAUCUAGAAUGGACAUCGGUUGAUGCUGUUGAAUGAGAACCUGGUGCAUUUUGUACUCUUGUAAUUAGUGAUUCUAAAAAAUGUAGCAAGCAUUCUAGUAGUAGCACAAAGAAAAAAAAACA
This is a messenger RNA of Hippocampus zosterae (dwarf seahorse), 1087 nucleotides long. It is a transcript of the gene pop5, whose product is annotated as POP5 homolog, ribonuclease P/MRP subunit. The transcript is spliced from 5 exons. The record is from RefSeq and is a predicted model, not a curated record. Bases 149 to 640 code for a protein of 163 amino acids. Lineage: Eukaryota; Metazoa; Chordata; Actinopteri; Syngnathiformes; Syngnathidae. Gene Ontology annotation, biological process: tRNA 5'-leader removal. Gene Ontology annotation, cellular component: ribonuclease P complex. Gene Ontology annotation, molecular function: ribonuclease P RNA binding.